This is a messenger RNA of Ziziphus jujuba (common jujube), 1553 nucleotides long. Its product is annotated as serine/threonine-protein phosphatase PP1. The transcript is spliced from 3 exons. Gene Ontology annotation, cellular component: cytoplasm; nucleus. Gene Ontology annotation, molecular function: protein serine/threonine phosphatase activity. The coding region runs from base 359 to 1249 and encodes 296 amino acids. The record is from RefSeq and is a predicted model, not a curated record. NCBI's taxonomy places the organism in Eukaryota, Viridiplantae, Streptophyta, Magnoliopsida, Rosales, Rhamnaceae.
AAAAAGUCAAUGUCCGGAAAAGUCAAUUCAGUCGCAGCUCCUCUUUACACAGAAGAAAGAUGAACCAAAUAUAACCCAUCUCUCGCUAUUCUUUUGCAAAAUCUCUCUCUCUCUCUCUCUCUCUCUCUCUGCCCAGAAGUUGGAAAUUUUGUCUUGUCAUUCAUUGUUCUUUACUCAUUCUUUGUGUCUUCGUUUGAAUUGGACGCAUACUGGGUGGUUUUCAUUUGGAUCAACAAAUAAGGAAGAGAUAUUAAUUAGUCUACAAUACAAUACAGAAAAUACAAAGAGAAUAUACAUAUCUAUAUAUAUAUAUAUAUAUAUAUUGGUUGAUCAGGCAUUAAAGAGGUGGUUUUGGGGGAUGGAAGGAUUAGAUGCACUCAUAGACAGACUGUUGGAAGGAAGGAAGAACAGAGGCAAAAGGAUUCAACUAAUAGAGUCUGAAAUUCGCCAGCUUUGCAUAACUGCCAAAGAGGUUUUCCUCAGCCAGCCUAAUCUCCUCGAAUUAGAAGCCCCCAUCAAUAUUUGUGGUGACAUACACGGGCAAUUCCCGGACCUUUUGCGACUAUUCGAGUACGGUGGUUUUCCACCAGAUGCAAACUAUGUAUUCCUUGGAGACUACGUGGACAGAGGAAAACAAAGCAUAGAAACCAUAUGCCUUCUUCUAGCUUACAAGAUUAAAUUCCCUGACAACUUCUUCCUCCUCCGAGGAAACCAUGAAUGCGCCUCCAUUAACAGAAUCUAUGGAUUCUAUGAUGAAUGUAAACGCAGAUUCAGCGUCCGACUAUGGAAGAUUUAUACAGACUGCUUCAACUGUUUGCCGGUGGCGGCGCUCAUUGAUGACAAGAUCUUGUGCAUGCAUGGAGGACUUUCUCCAGAGCUGGGGAGUUUGGAUCAGAUUAGAGCUAUAGAGAGGCCUGUAGAUGUGCCGGACCAAGGACUUUUGUGUGACCUGCUUUGGGCGGAUCCUGACAGAGACAUUAAAGGAUGGGGAGAGAAUGAUAGAGGUGUUUCCUAUACCUUUGGAGCAGACAAGGUUGCUGAGUUCCUCAAGAAACAUGACCUUGAUCUUGUAUGCCGAGCUCACCAGGUGGUUGAAGAUGGAUACGAAUUCUUUGCGGACAGACAGUUGGUGACUAUAUUCUCAGCACCGAACUAUUGCGGAGAGUUCAACAAUGCUGGCGCUCUUAUGAACGUGGAUGCGAGUUUGCUCUGCUCAUUUCAGAUACUCAAACCCUGGAGGAAUAACUAAUUAACUCCAACCCCACCAACUCAAAUCCAAAUCCAAAACCAUCUAGGAAGAACUGUAGAUUUUUCCACAUAUUAUGGUUGCAAAGAAUACUUUUUUAUUGCUCUGUGUUUUGGACAAACUUGGUUUAAACCCCCCUUUGUUUUCAGCUGCUGCGGAUAAUUCAUGUAACUAUGUAUCACGGAUCCUUGUAUAUAGAAACUCAUAGGCAUAAAUGCUCUACAUGAUAAUUUUUCUUUUUCCUUUUGGCUAAAGAGCAUUCGCCAUAUAUAUUAGAUACACUUAUUAUGCAAUUUUUAUUUAUUUA